Molecule: messenger RNA, 1491 nt
Organism: Paramecium tetraurelia
Lineage: Eukaryota; Ciliophora; Oligohymenophorea; Peniculida; Parameciidae
Exons: 3
Molecular function (GO): calcium ion binding
Source: RefSeq, a predicted model, not a curated record
AUGGAAUUAUUGGAUUUUCUAAUGGAAUGUGCAAAAAUCGAAAGAACCAUCGAAAUAAGUAGGUAAUUUCUAACUAAAUUCCCUACUUUUCAUCCUUACCAGGCUUUUAAAUAAAUUGAUCAACUUAAUGAUGGUUACAUCACAGCAUAAACAAUAUAAGUUUUCCUACAUCGAUUUGGCUAUUUGCACACUCUCAAGGAAUGUGGCAUAUUAUUCUACAAGCCAGAAUUUAAAUAUGUAGAUUUCUUAAGAUUUCUACUUCCAACAAAUCAGCUGUUAAGAGAUUAUAUCUCUCACUCAGAUUAACAAUCCUACUAAUCCAAUGAAUGCUUAAAGGAAAUAGCAAAACAUAUUAGCUUAGAGAUUGUCUUAAUGAAUAAUUUGCUUCCUCCCUAAUCAAUAGAUAAAUUAACUGAUGGAACUAGAGAAGAUAUUGAAUCCUUGUUUAAAAAGGAAAGAUUAUUUGUCUAUCAAGAUGAAAUCGAUGCUAUGGUCAAGAGAUUAGACUUUUAUGGCGAUGGUUAAAUUGAUUUAUUAUUGUUAAAGAAUUGGGUCCUUGUCCUGAAUAAGCAAACCAAAAACAAAUAGGAAAACUAAUCCUGUUCUGCAUUUGUAACUCCUAAAAAGUAAAUACAAGUCUAGAAUUCAAUUAAGACAACGGAUAAAAAGGAAUCUCUGAAAAAAACAGCUAGAUUUAUGAAUGUAUCUCCUCAAAAAAGAAAUUUGAUGCAAAGGUAAAAAUCUAAAAAAAAAGUGGCUACGCCUUAAACUCAAAAAUAAGGUGUUAGAGGGAAAGUGACUUCAAAAAAAUAAGAAGGAGAAAGUGAGAAGAAAAAGAUUAUAGAAGUACAAACCAAUAAAAAGACUGCUAAUACUUAAUCAAAAAUUAAAUCAAAGUAGCCUUAAGAAAUUAUUGAAUAUCUCAUGGAUAAAGAAAUUAAGAUAGAAAAAAUAAAAAAAUAGCUAGCAUUGUAAAAAGAUUUUAAUGCUUUGGAUGCUUUUAGAACCUUGGAUGUUUAUAGCAAAGGAUCAAUAGGAAAAGAAGAAAUUGACACUUUACUUAAUUAAAAGGCAGGUUAAAGUAUGCACAUUUUUAAUAGAUUCAACAGUGACUAACUGACAUAUCAUGAUUUUUUAAUUCUGCUUCAACCUUAAUCUGCUAAUUUUGCUGAAAUACUCAAUACAAGAUAACCAAGUGAGGAUGGAUAUAAGAAAAAGAUGAGUGAGCUAUUUAGCAAUUAGACUAUUGAAUUACUGAUUGAACUAUUAACUUUAUUGUAAUUAAUUCCAGUGAAAUUAAAUGCAGACAUUCAAUUAUUCAAUAAAAUUGAUGGCAUUACAAGAGACAAUUUUAUAGGAGUUUCAGAUCUUCAAUAAUAUCUUUAUGAAAGCGGGCUUAGAUACACCCAUCAUGAAGCAAUGCUUCUUAUCAAUGCUUACGAUAAAGACAAAGAUGGGAGACUAUCCUUAUAAGAAUUCUUAGAUAUAUGA